This is a messenger RNA of Mucor mucedo, 1587 nucleotides long. RefSeq lists its product as uncharacterized. NCBI's taxonomy places the organism in Eukaryota, Fungi, Mucoromycota, Mucoromycetes, Mucorales, Mucoraceae. The transcript is spliced from 5 exons. The coding region runs from base 1 to 1587 and encodes 528 amino acids. The record is from RefSeq and is a predicted model, not a curated record.
AUGUCUGGAAAGGUGGGUAUCAACAAAGGGAUUCGACGAGUAGUUCAUUUCGUUGAUGAUGAACAACUAAUUUUUCAUUUUUAUUUGGUUCGUUUUGAAUCAUUUACUAAAUUGACGGGUAAACGUGGUCAGACUCCUACUGUCAGCAAACGUCAGUUACGCACCAAAAAUAAUAAGGUGAAAACGAAAACAGCUGAAAGAUACCACCAAUCACCAGAGGAACCGGAUACGUCUCAGAAUCGCAAAAGAAAAACGCCCGUCAAUCCGAAAUCAAGCGAGAAGAGACCACGGGUGUUAGCAGCUGAUGUACAAUGGUGCAUUCUGAACGUCAGUGAUCUUACUUUAAAGGUGUUUGCCCUGGAGUAUGGCCACUACAAUCGCAGGCGCUGCCACGCUCGCUAUAAGACAAUCCUUACGAACAUGUCCGAAGAAGAUCAUUCUCGCCUCCUUGAGGAAUUUGAAAAUUGGUGUCUCACGCUUGAUUGCACAGUGUUUUGGAAGGAACGCCAGCGAAUUCAUGCUUUGGAAACUACUGCGUCCAACUGCUCCCAAGUGAUCAAUGAUAUGUUAUUAUCUGAUUCCCAGAGCCUUUUGGAGCCUCAGAAUCAAUCUCCAACAGUAGAAUCACCAACUCCACGUCCAACACAGGAAACAACUGCAUCACAACCUAUAGCAGCAACAACUACAACUGAUUUGGAUCAAGAGCAUGCUAAAAUUCGAAAAGGGAGUGACAACGAAGAGAAGCAUUGGAUUGUUGAUGGGAACGAUAUUACUUCUCUUUUCCAAAAAUACCGGCAUCAAGCAGACAUCAUUCCUAAGCCUGUCCCUUUGGAAUCGAACAUCCAGGAGAUAUUAGCCUUGUCGGGUGUACUCUUCCUGGCGAAUGAACAGCAUAGCGAACGCAAAGUGACUGUUUUUGGGGAACAAGUGCUCAAGAAUUUGCUAGAGUGUCAGACUCAAUCGCUACUCAGCAAAGUGCCACACAAUACCCCGAAUUUACCAAUGAUGACUUCAUGGAAAUGGUUGGUGAAACUACCGCUUGAACCCGUCGCAGACAAGAACCAAUUUGGAGAAGUAGACGUACAAACCAGGUAUUAUGAUCCAUGGCUGUCGUCCAUUUUGGCAGAUACUACGAAGAAGGUCGUAUUACGAUGGCCGAAUAAGAAGGAUACAUCAACCACUGGCAUUCGUCCAGACGCCAUUGUAUCUACCUUGCUCACCGUAUUAUCACGCAACAGCGUAUUGAAGUGGCACCAUCCCAUCCUCACUUCUCAAGCUUAUGGAUUUCAAUUAGUUUUUUACAUGACGCAAAUGAUACAUACUAAUUUCUUUACCAGGAUUGAAAUUGGCCGCAUCACCCUGCCUGAAUCAUUGUCCUGCCUUCACUCGUCCGUCACACUAAAAAAUAUCCGUACGCUAUUGCGCGUCACCCUUAUAUUUUGGCAUUGCUGUUACCAAGCAGAUUCACCAACAGUUGCCGUUGCACCUGUCAGUACGCUAUCCCCAAAGGUUACAUAUCCAAUCGAAGCCUCAACGUUUUCCUCCCUCCGCAACUCCAGAUACCACACAAUUAUUGCAGAUGAUUAA